Messenger RNA from Harmonia axyridis, 1715 nucleotides. RefSeq names its product transmembrane protein 164. The transcript is spliced from 6 exons. The coding region runs from base 218 to 1099 and encodes 293 amino acids. The record is from RefSeq and is a predicted model, not a curated record. NCBI's taxonomy places the organism in Eukaryota, Metazoa, Arthropoda, Insecta, Coleoptera, Coccinellidae.
UGUGCAACACGGAACUCGAUAAUUCUGCAAUGCAACUACAGUGAUUCGCUUGAUCAGGAAAUACGGCCGAAACAGCAGUGAUUUCAGACAAUAUUAGAGCGGGAACCGGAAGUCUGUAGUGAGAAAACAUCCAGUUGAAAAUGACAGUGAAAUGUGAUUUUGGAAUUGACGAUUCCGUUUUUAAAACCUGAAAUUCAGUUGAAAUGGAUAUCGUUCAAUGAUGAUUAUUCAAGGUUCCUUGAUGGACUGGGCAUACGGUGGUGUUAACACCACUGUACCAAGAAAUGCCGGUCCAGAAUGCGCAGCUUACAUGAAUCCAACAUGGAGGAAAAUUGAAAGCACGUUCAUUCUUGUAGUAGCAAUAAAACUUUUCGACUGGAGCUACAAAAGAAUCAGUAUUGAUCAAAUAGUAUAUAAGAAAAGGGAAAUGGGAAAUUUUAAAAUAGUACUCCUUAUCAUCAUGUGCGUGGUUUGGGGCAUGGAAAUAGGCUACAAAUUCUCAUCUAGGACUGUGAUAUACCUUCUAAAUCCUUGUCACGUUACUACCGCGAUUCAGAUUUAUUUACUGGCUGCAGUACCAAGUAAAUUAACCACAGCAAUUUUUCGAAUCCACAUGAAUCUUUUGAAUGGACCAUUAUUAGCUUUCCUUUUUCCAGAAACAGAUACAAGAAUUUUGCCCUUAGAGUCUGCUAUCUAUUGGAUACAGCAUGGAAUGAUGUUUGUUGUGCCUUAUUAUCUGUUGUUUCUUAGAGGUCCAUACAAUACCGAAAGCUUUUCUGAUUUCAGUUGGAAUGCAUUCAGUUAUAGCAUUAAUAUGAUAUAUCACUUUGGAAUUCUGCAAACUGUUUCAAUUCCCACCGAAGUCAAUCUCAAUCACAUGUUGUGUCCAGCGAUUUUGGAUCCAUUCGACAGUCAAUUAUAUCGGACCUGUGGUAUAAUUCACCAAGCUUUUUUAUGCCCCUUUAUGUGCAAAUUUGUGUAUGCUAGUGCUGAAUUUUGUUUAUUGAUAUUCGAGCUGAUAAAAUAUAGACAUAGAGAAGUGGCAGCUUUGGAUGAGAACAAACAAAUAUCUUCAAAAGAUAUCGAAAAAUUGGAUUAACUCGAUAUUACAUAUUGUCCAAAUGAUAGCAAGCAAUAUUUAUCAUAGUCGACAAUACCAACAAAAAUGACUCAUUAAUUUUAAGUCUCACUCAAAUAAUAUCAUGAUAUAUAGGUAUUAUUUCGAAAUUAAAUAACAUAAUUUAUACAGAUAAAUUCAAUUAGGUGUACAAUGCGUGAUUCUAAAAUUUUCUCUAGCCAAUAUAAAUUCAAUAUUUCUGAUAUUAGCUUCCUCGAAUAGGAAUUUUGCAAAAUAUUUUCAUAUUCUUAUUAUUUAUAAUAGUUAAAAAAAAAAUCUUGAAGUAAUUACAGCUUCUUAACAGAGGAACAUUCAAUGAAAAAAGGACCUAGUCAAAAUUUAAAUUUGAAUUUUUUUCAUUGAUUUUUAAGUCUUAAGCUUGACAAAUGGAACAAUCAAUCAAUUCAAACGCCAACAUCUCUUCGUUGAGCACAAUUAUUCUAAAUUAACUUGAGAGCAGUGGCAUUUGUGAAACUAAAUUCUAAAAAUAGAUGUAAAAAUUAUGAUCAUAAAGAACAAUAAGUUGUAAAUAGCAAUUUGGUAGAUGACGAAAAUCUAUACAAUGUUACGUUUUAAAAUAAAUUCUAUUAUCGAGAAA